Trichoderma asperellum CBS 433.97 is the source of this 293-nucleotide messenger RNA. The record is from RefSeq and is a predicted model, not a curated record. Lineage: Eukaryota; Fungi; Ascomycota; Sordariomycetes; Hypocreales; Hypocreaceae.
AUCUAUAGCUUAUAAUCUGGCACUCAUUCCAUCAGAUGCCACAACAAUCCUCCAAUCCUGCUGCAUCUCCCGCCCGAUCAGAUACGAAUGCGCAGCCUGCCUUGGGCCACGACUGCAAAGCACACAUUGAUGCCGGAUACGGUCCCAACGUUGCACCCACGAUCACGCCUGCAUUAGCCAGCCGCUAACUAGCACAUGGGCCAGCUGUCGCAGCGCAUACUAUGUACAGGAGAGCCUGGUGCGUACAGUACAGUAAUGGUGAGGCCCCAAUUGGAACAAAUUUUGCCAGUGGC